AUGAGAAUUCAUAGUCCAAAUUCCCAAGCCAAAUCAUGCUCACCCUUUCAACGACCAUUAAUUAAAUUAUUUUGUGUUGCAGAGACUGCUUCCUUCACUUCAUCAUCAUCGCCAACAGGUGUAAAGACAAGAAAAAGUAAAAUUGAAUUGAGACUUGAGGAUGGGAUUUGUGGUGGUCAUAUCAUUGCCCUUAAUAUUGUUCAUCUUAAUAUUGGCUUUGGCGUGUUACCUGUUGGGCCGGGCCAAGGGCAGACAACAAAACCCACAGCAAUAUGGGCCUCCCGCUCCUCCACCACUGGUCCAACCCAAAUAACCAUAGGCCUAGAAAUGCUACCCAUUUGUCAUUACUGUUGCUACUCUGGGGUUUGA
This is a messenger RNA of Sphenostylis stenocarpa, 369 nucleotides long. Lineage: Eukaryota; Viridiplantae; Streptophyta; Magnoliopsida; Fabales; Fabaceae. The record is from the annotation of a GenBank genome assembly.